Molecule: messenger RNA, 300 nt
Organism: Colletotrichum lupini
Lineage: Eukaryota; Fungi; Ascomycota; Sordariomycetes; Glomerellales; Glomerellaceae
Exons: 2
Coding region: 1-300 (99 amino acids)
Source: RefSeq, a predicted model, not a curated record
AUGGUUGAGAGCCGUGUUAAUUCAAGUCAGGCACGGGAGACAGUCGGCUUGGAACUCUUAACAUAUUUCACCAGAAAGACCAUUGUUUCUUCCACUAUCCAGGCCUCCAAUGUACCGACGAUGGCUUCAAUAAGCUCGACCUCCCGCGGUGUAUGCGGCUCGGUGUGGCCCAAGCUCCAAGCUCCCAAGCUCCCCCAAAACUUUCACCUCACACCUGGUUUACCCUUUCGUCUUCCUCACACAAACUUCAUCUCAUCCACGAAUUUCCUCACGCCAUCUAGUCAUCCUUUCCCCUCAUGA